GCUUGUGGGUUCAGGAGGAAGGGGGACAUACACCGGACCAAGGGUGUUGCUUUGUCCCUUAAGGAGUAAUAUACAGUAAAGGCAUAUGCAUAAGUGUUCCGAGUCUCCAUUUUUUAUUUCAUUGUCACCAUAACCUUUUCCCUCAAAUACAACUCUCCACUGUAGAGGAUAAGGCCAGGGAGAGUAAAGUCAAGUAUCUCAGUUGUCAGGCUGAUUGUGUCCAAUCCGACUUUAGAAGUCAGGGUCUGUAACCAGGCAGUGAGUUGUUUGCGAUGCCCUGGAAGGAGAAAACACCGGUUCCAACAGAGACACUGGGGAAUGCAGCCGGGCCCCCUGGCCAUGAUUACUUAAGCUAAUGGAAGGUCUUGCCUUUCAGCAGCCGCUGCACUGGGAUACCAGACAAACAGCUUCCCUCGACCCCUGGCUGGAAGGGCCCCUCUUCUGGACAUCAUUAAAAGCGCAUGCACUUGUUUCACAUCCAUUGGCAAAUGGCGGCAAGAUUCAGGACUCCUACCCUGAAGCCAAGGAGAAACCAUCGCAGUGGAAAGAUUUGGGCUUUGAAGUUCCAAACCGAAAUUAAAGACCUAUAUGGGAUAAGGAACCAGGAGAACGAACAUUGGUUGGAUACAAGGAUGAGACCAGACACAAAAAAGCACAGCAGGUAAGAACUGGGGGUUGCUGCCAAGAAGGAACUGCCCUGCAUGGUGCAGCAGGGGCAAAGCGUUCUUAGAGCCUGAAAGCCUGUUGCCUUGAGCCUUCCAUGAGUGCUCAAGCUUGUCAUCUCCUAUCAGCUUCCAGAAAAGGGACGUUGCCCUAGCCUUCCCUCUCCCUGAGAAUAAUCCUUUCUGUUGGUUAUAAAUACUAAUGUCUCCCUGCGUUUGGUGAUGAUGCGCCAAAAGAGUCAAGGCCAGUAAGAAGCCUCAUCCGCAGCUGUACCCUUCCUGCUGGAAAAUCGAUGACACAGACACUGAGCGAUGGCCGCCUAUCCUGAGAGCUGCUUGGACGCUACCAUGCUGAACUUUGUCGCAGAUCUCUCUUUGGCCUCUCCGAGACACCCUCUUCUCUGCGACUUCCCACCUGGGGACCCUUUUGGGGACCGGACACUGGGGUUCAGAGAGAGAAGACCCAGGAGGCUGUCGCAAUUUGAGGAAACAGACCAGGAGGAAGAGGUGGGCGAAGUGGUCUAUGAGGACCGGGAGGACGAGGAAGAGGAGGGAGAGGGACGCGAGAGAGUAGCAUCCUUGCUGGGCCGCCCCAAAAGGAAAAGGAUCAUCACCUACGCCCAGCGCCAGGCAGCCAACAUUCGGGAAAGGAAGAGGAUGUUCAACCUGAACGAGGCCUUUGACCGGUUGCGCAGGAAGGUGCCCACCUUUGCUUAUGAGAAGAGGCUGUCUAGGAUCGAGACCCUCCGCUUGGCCAUUGUCUAUAUUUCCUUCAUGACGGAGCUCCUGCAGAGCAGCGAGAAAAAGGAGGCCGGCUAAGCGUGGAGGGGAGAGCCGAAGAGGACCAUCCCCCUUGCUUGGAGGGUAGCGAUUGAAGGGCAGAGGGAAUGCUGGCCUUCUGAGUCUGGGUUUGAGAUAGUUAAAUUCGCACUCGUGGCAGCUCUGCGGCCAAUUUUUUGGGAAUCACGCACAACCGUAGGGUUCAUCUGAGAAAGUUGGGAUUCCCUCUGUCAAGGUGCUAGAGCUUCUGCUUGGAGCGGGCGGGAAACUGGUCUACUCCUCCAAAGAACUUUUCUGAGCUUCCCUAGAGAUCUCUCCUCCUUGCUCCUUUCAGAAGUAGAAAUAAUAAAAUAGAACUUUUUCUCACGCACGAUUCGUUGCUGCCCCGUCGCCAUCUCCAGCAGGGGCUUCACUGUGGCCAGAGAGGGUGAACUCCCCUCAAGCCGAGACCAGGAGCGACCUUCCUGGGUUCUGAAAACUCUGCGGGGGCUCGAUACUCUCAGACUAGUUAGGGGGAGGGGGAGGCAAAGAGGACGGGAGGGAAGUAGGGAGUAAGGUCACUAGACCAAUUCACAAAUGCAACCUCUGAGAAAGGUCGCUCUCGCUCCCUCGCCCCCUUCCCAAUCCCGGGUGCUGUGACCCCCAUCUUGCGGUCAGGCGAACCCGACUACCUUGUCACAAGGCAGAAUGUCUCAAGAGUUAAAAGCAGCUCAUUCAGUGAAAAUCGCCAUGCUGCCGUUUGCUCAGAAUUAAACUCUGUUCCUGCCGCUCCUGCUUGGGGUGGGAGAGGUGGGGGAGGGAUCCUCCUGCUGGGUGCACUUCCCACGCUCGGCGGCCUUGGGGUUAGCGCUUCUGACAGUCUCCUAGGGGAAAGGGCCCGAGUAACCCUGCAUGCCUGAAAAACAGUCUUAAACCGUGGGUAGGAAAGUUUCUUUCAGUCUUAAGCCGUCUAGGGACUAUUGGGAAGGCAAAAAGCCGAAAGGAGAGAUGCGUUUUAAUGCUUUGAAAAUGCCUGCAGGUGGAGGUGAAAUUGAAACCGGUUUGUUCUGGGAAGCUACCUUCCCGGACCCUCUGUUAUUCCACAGUUUUUCUUUCAGAGUGACUUGGUAGCACCUGAAGCUGGUUCUUUAUGACAGAUGUGAGUAGGUGAAGAAAGGGACGGAGGAGCUGGAGCACAUAAUUGUCAAUCCAUUCACGCCAAUGAAAUCCCAAAGGAAAAAAAAAAAUGCCUGGUUUCACCCCACAAGUAUGCACUAGCAAAAUGAAGUCAUAGCAAGCUUGCACAGUGCAAUGCUCGGUGAUCCUCGAAUACUAAUAACAUGGGAAUGUUACGUAUGCUCAUCCUAGAGAGACUGCAAAAUGUAGGUUUAAAAAACUUAAGAAUGAGCAUUUAAAUGAGCCCCCACUGCUACUAGAAUCUUCAUCUAUUUCCUUCUGUUCUUUUAUUUCCUAUGAAGUUAGAAAUUCAAUAUAUGUAACAAAUACGGGAUGCUUUGGACAUUGAUUUUUCUCAGUUAGAAUUACAGAAUGAGCAUUUCAUUCACUUUAAAUACUAGAGGGGAUUUCCAUUACUACAUAUUACUGCCAUGCCAAUGUAUCAUAACAUAAUCUCAUUCCUCUACAGAUGGCUAGCUCAGCACUUCCUUUUUUUCAAAAAUGGUAACAUUGCAAACAGUGUUCUUACAAAUAUCUUCUCUGUUAUAAUCACCUGGUGUUAGACCUUACAGUCCUUACAGUACACAAAUGGGCAGAAUUCUCCCGGGCUCUGUCAGUUUGCAUUCCAUUUCAGCUACACUGCAGGAGCACCUCCUGAUGGCACCUAGAAUGUUUUUUCCCAAGGGAGCUUUUCAUUCUUUUAAUAGUACAUUUAAUUCUCUUUGAUUCUCAUGGUGGUUAUAUACACAUCUAAAGAAAGCUUACUCUACGUUUCUGAGGUUGAUAUUAAGGCUCAAGUAUUUUUGAGCACUUACAUAAACUAAAGCACAAAGCCAUACAAAGCUACCAAAUGUAAUGUACUAACUGCACUCAUUUUACCUUUGAGAUAGAUACUGGCAUCCCUGGGAGCUAUAUGACAGAAAACAGCCUUAAAUUAUGUUCCUGAUGCUAUAUGAAUAAGAUGAGAAAUAGACUGACGGAUCAUAUAUGUCAAUAAGUCAUAACCACUUAAAUAUUACUCUAUUUUAGUGAAUAAUAAUUGCUUCAUUGUUGCUUUUUUCAUUUUGUUUCAAUACACUCCAUUUUUUUAGCUGAAUAUACUUGAAAAGUUAUCUUCUGGGCUUUCAAGAAUAGUUGAACAAGGCUUGAAAGGCAAGAAGUCCAGACACGGAUAUUAAUUCACAUUUAGAAUUAUGUUUCAUCGCAUCUUUACAUGGAUAAUGGAGAUGUAGCUAGAAGUGGAUUAAAAAUUCUGUAAAAGAACUUUAAAAAUAGAAUACAUAAAUUUAGCAUCAAUGUGUGUCUAAUAUCAUUGAUACUAUAUUAUGAAAUACAAUCUACUAAGUAGUAGUACAACUUUUUUAGUCACAUUUAAUGUAGUGUUGCAUAUUUUGUGCUAUUUAUAUGCAGUUAAGUGUUAUUCAUGCUGAAAUUUUUUAAGGCCUUUCCUUCUAUUUCUUCCCCUGGGACUAGGUAAGAUCUGCAAUUAGCCCCCUUUCCCAAUAGCCUUUUAACUAUGUCUUUCCUCCAGGUGUUUUCUACCUCUGCUACGAGAAUGUUAGAAUACACUGAGAAGAGAAAAACUAUAAAUAGCUAAGCCAAACAGUAACAAAACCAGGGAGAGUAGUUUUUCUAAUGCUCUAGAACCUUUAUUGAAAUGAACUGAGUCAAAGGCUGAGGUAAUAGCUCGGUAGUAGAGUGCUUGCCUAGAACAUACAAGGCCCUGGGUUUAAUUCUCAGCAGUUCUAAAAUGAAAUGAGUCUUGAAAAAUAACUUUAUAUUGCAUUUAUAAAGUAAUGUUCUUAAGUUCCUCUUUGUAAUGCUUUCAUUACCAAGGCUAGUGAAUGUUUUAAGAUACUUUUGUAAUUACUCAUUUUAAUAUGUGAAAGGAAAUUGCUAGUUAUUUCUCAGCUCAUCAUACAGUAUUGUUCAUAUGAUCUACUGGGUUAAUAAAUACCCAUACUUAACUAUUCUAUUAUUUAUUUGUUUAAUCAAAUGUUGACUUUUUUACAGAUCAUGUGGAUAGGUUCAAAAUUGAAGAGCCUAUAGAAUAUUAUUCAUUCAGGUCCUUCUGGGGAAUAAAUACCACUUUUUUAUAUAAAGUCUGAGGCUGGAGAGAUAGUCCAGUGGUUAAGAACACUGUCUGCUACUCAUAAAGUCCCAUUCCCAGUACCCACAUGGUGGUCACAACUGGAGGUCCAGUUCCAGGAGACCUGACACCCUCUUCUGGCCUCCCUGGACACUACAUGCACACGACACACAAACAGAACAUCCAUACACAUAAAGGAAUACAAUAAAUAAAUAGAGAAAAAUCUAUGAGUGUUGAAUAAGUAAAAAGAUAUACAGAAUUCAAAAUUUUAUGUGUUGUUAAAAAAAAUUUACUUCCAGAGGAAGGGGGAAAUCCUGCGUAGUGUAAAUGUCAUCAACACCAUUGGGUCUUAAUGAGUACAGUCAACCAUCACACUUCACUUAAUCAUUUCUGCUAUUCUAACAC
Molecule: messenger RNA, 5091 nt
Organism: Peromyscus californicus insignis
Lineage: Eukaryota; Metazoa; Chordata; Mammalia; Rodentia; Cricetidae
Gene: Ferd3l
Product: Fer3 like bHLH transcription factor
Exons: 1
Coding region: 975-1481 (168 amino acids)
Biological process (GO): developmental process; regulation of transcription by RNA polymerase II
Molecular function (GO): protein dimerization activity; RNA polymerase II transcription regulatory region sequence-specific DNA binding; DNA-binding transcription factor activity, RNA polymerase II-specific
Source: RefSeq, a predicted model, not a curated record